CACACAGAGAGACAAACAGCAGCAGAUACACCAGAGAAACACACAAGAGAUGAAAAAAAUGGCACAGACUCUAUAUUUCAGUCUUCUUUUCAUCGCUCUCUGUUCAAUAUCUGAAUGCUCUCAGCGCCACUAUCACUAUAUAAACAUGAGGAUGAACUGGACUGAAGCUCAGAGAUACUGCAGAGAGAACUACACAGAUCUGGCCACAGUCAACAACAUCAAUGACAUGAACGAGCUGAAGAACACUGUGAAUAACAAUCAGGUGCAUGUCUGGAUUGGACUAAAGAGAACAGAUGAAUGGAAGUGGUCUCUGGGUGAUCCUGUGAAAUAUCUGAACUGGGAAACUGAACGAUCAACUGACACAUAUAUUUGUGCUGUUAUGAGAAAUGGAACAUGGCGUCAGCAGGACUGUAAUGUGCCGUCACAGUUCAUCUGUUACAAUGACAGCAGUAAAGCAUAUAUUAUUCACACUUUUAAUAAAACAUGGCGAGAAGCUCAGAGUUUCUGCAGACAGUAUCAUACUGAUCUGAUCACUGUGAGGAACCAGACUGACAAUCAACUGAUCCACAACAUCAUUAAUGAUCCUCAGACAUCUGUCUGGAUUGGUCUGUUCAGAGACUCGUGGGAGUGGUCAGAUAACACUGACUCCGCCUUCAGAUACUGGGACUCUGGUCAACCUGAUAAUUCUGGUGGUUCUGAAGAUUGUACAGAGGUCAGAAUGAAUUACCAGGGCCAAUGGAAUGAUGGACGCUGCAGUGAAUCUAACACUUUUGUGUGUCAUGAAGAUGAGCUGAUAUUGAUCCAGAAGAAUCUGAGCUGGACUGAAGCUGUGAGAUACUGCAGAGAGAAUCAUGUGGAUCUGGUUUCAGUUGAUUCACAGGAGAUUCAGCUCAUGGUGACUGAAGUUCUUCAUCAGGCCUCGACUGCUGAGGUGUGGAUGGGGUUACACUAUUACUGUCUCAUGAAUCUCUGGAUCUGGGUACGAGGAGAGGUCGUCUGCUAUCAGAAUUGGGCUCCAGGGGUUCAGAUUCAACUGAAGGACUGCAGCGGUGAACACAGAGCUGGAGCGCUUCAGUCUGGAGGAGAUCAUCUCUGGAUCAGUCUUCCUCGAUCUUACAAACUCAACUUCAUCUGCACCAGAAGAGAUUUAACAUGAACAGAUGUGUGUCUGCCACUAUCUGUGAUACACAAUAUUGUUAUUUCUGACACAUUUAGUUUUCUUAGUAACAGUUGAAUGACAGGACAUAUAGAUGUAUUUUAAGAGUUCAUGAUUUUGACACUUCUGUUUAUUCAAAGUUAAAUGACAUUUAUUUGUGGAUGUUUAGAGUUGAUAGUGAUAUGUGUUUCUUCAACUCUUUCAGCACAUUGUGUAAUUUCAGCACUUCUCAUCUUGUCUGCUUGAAUCCGAUUCUUUAAACUCUGACACACAAUAGUCUCUAAGUGAAAUGAAACAUAUCUUGAUUUUAAUGUACAUCAAUUCAAAUAAAGUUGAAUCUACAGACUGUAUUUCCUCUCCUGAUGUUUUUCUUCAGCUGACUCACAGAGGACAAGACAGAGAACACAACUUGUUCUGUUUUCAUAUUUGUCAUUUAAAGAGGUUGUCCAAUCUAGGUCUAUACACUGUAAAAAUGAACGGUUCUUUGAGGAACCCUCAGGGGAAACUCAAGGCACCUCUUAACAAAGGGAAGUUCUCUGAGGAACCCUCAAGGCCUCUUAGGGAUCCCUUUUAUUAAAAGGUCUGGAACCAUAUUGGGUGCUUCAAGACGCCAUUUCAAAGUUUAUAUUUGCUAUUCAUAAUAUUUUAACUAGAAGAAAUAAUAAAACCAAAUAUAAUGCAAACAGUUAAUUGAUAAGAAACAACAAUUUACAUUGAAUAAAUAUUAAUAGAAUAGAUUGUAAAUUCAU
Messenger RNA from Triplophysa dalaica, 1905 nucleotides. RefSeq names its product secretory phospholipase A2 receptor-like. NCBI's taxonomy places the organism in Eukaryota, Metazoa, Chordata, Actinopteri, Cypriniformes, Nemacheilidae. The coding region runs from base 50 to 1156 and encodes 368 amino acids. The record is from RefSeq and is a predicted model, not a curated record. The transcript is spliced from 5 exons.